AUGUUACUGGAAGAGGCGCCCAUUGCUGUGGACUCCUUCGACCACCCGGAUCCAGGUCUGAUCUUUUUCUGCAGCCAUGCACAUGAGGAUCACCUCAAAGGCCUGCACAACUCUUGGAGGAGAGGCCCGCUCUUCACAUCGCCGGUGACCGCGCAACUUCUGCGUUUGAAGUGGCCGUCCUUGAAUUGCGUAGCAUUGGAGAUCGGGCAGGUGCAUCGCAUUGCGGAAGGCUUGGAGGUGGAGGUGUCGUUAAUUGAUGCGAACCACAUUCCUGGCUCGGUGAUGUUCCUGUUCUCCGGGUACUUCGGCACCUUGCUGUACACCGGGGACUUCCGGCUGAGCGCGAGCCACGCCAGCUUGGCCUCGGAGCCGCUGCUGCGCCGCCUCACGCGGAUCUUCCUGGACAACACCUUCUGCCACCCCCGGUUUCGGCAGGCGGAGCGCCGCGAGGUGCAGGAGUCCAUCGCGCGGCUGCUGAUCUCCAAGUGGCCCUGCGUGGCUUUCGUGGCCGUGUACCGGCUCGGCAAGGAGCCGCUGCUGGCGCACCUGGCUCAGCGCCUCAAGACCAAGGUGUUGGUCACCAAGGAGCGCGCAGCUUGGCUCACCGCCGCCAACAUCCCCAGCGAGCACUUUCAGGUGCAGCCCUGUGAGCCGCACAAAGCCAGCACCGAUCAGCUGAGUCAAUACAGCAUGAGGGGCUGUAUUUGGACCGUCUCCCGCAAGGGUCUCCGGAAGAGCUUGUGGCACGCCAGCGCCUGUGGCAUCGCGGCGCACGGCAUCCUGCCCACGGGCUGGGCGGAGCAGACUCGGGGCCCCUUCGUGCCGGGCGAGAGUGAGGCGAGCGAGGCGAGCGAGGCGAAGUCGAAUGGAAGCGGCCAUGGCCACCAUGGCCUGGUUUCAGUGAGCGAUGACGGCGUGUGCCACUUCGCGUACUCGGACCACUGCUCCUUCCUGGAGUUGGUGCAGUUCCUGUCGUUUCUGCCACGGGCGCCGGUGACCUUCAUCAGCCCCGUGCCCGACCAGGACGCGCCCUUCAGCUACGAAGGCCGGCCUGGCCUCAAAGAGCUGCAGCACCAAGCCGAAGUGCCCUCGAUCCGAUACCUCUUUCAGCAAAAGGCGGAGACGCAGGAGCUGCAGCGGCCGCAGAAGCGCCCUCUCAGCUUGACUGCCACCUCGUGA
Effrenium voratum is the source of this 1179-nucleotide messenger RNA. The record is from the annotation of a GenBank genome assembly. NCBI's taxonomy places the organism in Eukaryota, Dinophyceae, Suessiales, Symbiodiniaceae.